CCUCAGGGUUAUUUCUGUCCAGGCGGCAGCACUGUGGUCUGUGCCGCAAGCGUGAGGAGGUGUCUAGCAGGAGUGGGCUGGCUCUGGCCAACGCCUCCUGCUCCAGAGCAAGCCGGGCCACCAUCCUCUCGCCAUGGACUCCCGAACACGCGGGGCGCUGAGCUUACUGCUCCUACUGUUGGCGCCGCUGAGCCUCCCAGCCACGGGUUGCCCCGCGCCAUGUAGCUGCGCAGGGACACUCGUGGACUGCGGGCGACGCGGGCUGACGUGGGCCUCACUGCCCGCCGCCUUCCCGCCUGACACCACGGAACUGGUGCUGACGGGCAACAACCUGACGGCACUGCCACCGGGGCUACUGGAUGCGCUGCCAGCGCUGCGCGCGGCGUACCUAAGCGCCAACCCCUGGCGCUGCGACUGUAACCUCGUGCCGCUGCGCGCCUGGUUGGCUGGUCGCCCGGAGCGCGCGCCCUACCGCGACCUGCGCUGCUCCUCGCCCGCUGCACUGCGCGGCCGCCUUCUACCCUACCUGACUGAGAACGAGCUGCGGGCCGCCUGCGUGCGGGGUCGGCUCUGUUGGGGUGCGCUGGCGGCUCAGCUCUCGCUACUUGUCCUCGGGCUGCUACACGCGCUGCUGCUGGCGCUGCUACUGUGCCGCCUGCGGAGGCUACGAGCCCGAGCCCGCGCCCGUUCAGCGCACGGGUUAUCGCUAACUACCCCACUGGUAACCGAACCCGCUGGAGCUGGUACGUCCUGAGAGAAGCGGACCAACGCCCAGCAACGCAGGUCUGCAAACUGGACAGGACGCUGUGCAAGGAUCCCUCUCCCUAACUGGGAUCCGCCUCGUCCUUCUCCCCUGCCCGAUCUCCCAAACCUACGGGCAGGUAAGCCCAGUUCUAUGUGGGUUGGAAAUGUUGCCCACACCAAGUAAGGAGACCCUGCGCCUUCCACGCUUAGGAAGAUGAAGGGGCCUCUCUGCAGUUCAAACACUGUGGAGUCUUCCCAAACUCCAUG
Molecule: messenger RNA, 1011 nt
Organism: Sciurus carolinensis (gray squirrel)
Lineage: Eukaryota; Metazoa; Chordata; Mammalia; Rodentia; Sciuridae
Gene: Gp1bb
Product: glycoprotein Ib platelet subunit beta
Exons: 2
Coding region: 134-754 (206 amino acids)
Source: RefSeq, a predicted model, not a curated record